Sphaeramia orbicularis (orbiculate cardinalfish) is the source of this 2325-nucleotide messenger RNA. RefSeq names its product E3 ubiquitin-protein ligase RNF13-like. Gene Ontology annotation, molecular function: zinc ion binding. The record is from RefSeq and is a predicted model, not a curated record. The transcript is spliced from 10 exons. Bases 316 to 1455 code for a protein of 379 amino acids. NCBI's taxonomy places the organism in Eukaryota, Metazoa, Chordata, Actinopteri, Kurtiformes, Apogonidae.
CAUGGAGUCUGUGCAGAGUGUGUUAGCGGACAGGAUCAUCCAGUAGCAUCUGUGUUUACAGGCACUGAGCCUCUGUUCGAACGGGACGAAGGCCCACCACCACAUUCACGGCUGUAUACAUGUCUGAGCACAACAUUUACUAAAGGAGGGAGAUGAGCCUGUGCGCAGCAGCACAACUCCUGGACCAGAUCAACCUCCAGGCACAAAUCAAGGAGUGAACAUCUCAGGAGGAGUCAGCAGGCUGCUGUGUGUUUAGGGCUGUGUAUGUUUAUGAAUGAGUGCUGAAACUGUUGGUGGUUGUAACGUGAUGCCAAGAUGCUGCUGUCCUUGGGAAUGCUCAUGCUGUCCGCCACACAGAUCUAUACCAUCUUCACUGUUCAGUUCUUCGCCUUCCUCAACCUGCUGCCUGUGGAGGCAGACAUUGCUGCUUACUCAUUUGAGAACAAAACAGAGAACUUUGAUGACCUGCCUGCACGAUUUGGCUACAGACUCCCAGGCGAUGGACUGAAGGGCUUCCUGAUUGGUGCUCGUCCAGAGAAUGCAUGUGAACCUAUUGAGCCUCCUCCGAGGGACAACCUGACGGGCGCUUUCAUCGUCCUCAUCAAACGUUUUGACUGCAACUUUGACAUCAAGGUGCUGAAUGCGCAGAAGGCUGGGUUCAAGGCUGCAGUCGUUCACAAUGUGGACUCCAACGACUUAAUCAGCAUGGGUUCCAAUGACUUGGAUAUUAUGAAGCAGAUCGAUAUCCCGUCUGUCUUUGUGAGUGAAGAGACGGCCAACUCUUUGAAAGAAGACUACACAUAUGAGAAGGGGGGUCAUGUGGUCCUCAUGCCAGACUUCAGCCUGCCACUAGAAUACUACCUGAUCCCCUUCCUCAUUAUUGUUGGAAUUUGCCUCAUCCUCAUUGUUGUGUUCAUGAUCACCAAAUUUGUCCAGGAUCGACACAAGGCCCGGAGGAGCCGCCUGCGCAAAGACCAACUGAAGAAGCUUCCCAUCCAUAAGUACAAGAAAGGGGACAGCUACGAUGUGUGUGCCAUCUGUCUGGACGAAUAUGAGGAAGGAGAUAAACUACGAGUGCUGCCGUGUUCACAUGCGUACCACAGUAAGUGUGUGGACCCCUGGUUGACCAAAACCAAGAAGACCUGCCCGGUGUGCAAGCAGAAGGUCGUCCCCUCACAAGGAGACUCCGACUCCGACUCUGAGGAGGGCGACAGCGUCCCCGAUGACAACGAGGAGGUGUCCGAGAGCACGCCGCUGCUGCGCUCCCUGGCCUCCACCAGCGCCCACUCCUUCGGGACCAUGUCGGGGGCGUCCCGGUCCGAGCAGGACCCGGAGUCCUCCGAGUACGACGAAGACCUGGACAGCAGCGACAGUGAGGAAGAGGUCACCGUGGAGACGGUGGUGGUCCAGAUGCAGCAGCCACGCCCCGACGACCACGACCCGCCCCGAGUCUGAGCGGACACGUGACUGUCUGCUGGCCCGAUGGUCAUUAAGCUCCGCCCCAACGCCGGCCUCACAGCAAGAGACUUUUGCCAUGGGUGUGAGAUCAGUCCAUCAUGUCUCACAGCUUCAAACACAUUUUCCAGACGUUCAGUCAAAUUUAAACGGUUUAAAAUGUUCAUAUGAUGAAGCGCUGAUUUGUACGAAACAGGAAGUGAGUGUGGAACCGUAGAGACACGUAGGUCCAUUUGGCUGUUGUACCGACGUCCAAUCACAAAGUCACAUGAUACAUGAGGAACCCUUCAGGGUCCAGGACACAGACUCACAUGUACAGAGGAAGUCCAGACCACCUCCAUCCCAGUCUGAGAAUGUGGUCCAGGUCUGGGUCUGAUGAUGGUAGAGGGUCCUGGUUGUACAUAUAUGUUUAUUCUGCUUUAACACACACUCUACAGCUAUGCAGCAUCUGUAGAAAACAUGUACACACACUUUAAAAACACAUCUGCCAAGUUUUCUGAUCCUGAUCCUGAUCCAGAUCCUGAUCCAGAUCCUGAUCCAGAUCCUGAUCCAUGGGAGCUUCACUUGUUCAUGUCAUAAAAUGAUUCACAUUAAAUCAAACUGAAGCCAAAUCAGUUUGAGUGACAUCACACUGUUGUGGUUCCACUGGUCCACAUGUACUAAGGUUCUGUUCCAGACCCAUCCUGUAAUGGAACUCCACUGACGGCUGAUGGGCCUUAAAACACACGUGUGAACUGUUCAGAUAAACCCCGCCCCCUUCUGUACGUCACAUGGCUUGACUUCUGUUUCAUCCUGUUGCCUUGUUUGUGUUUUGUCUUUUUGUUCUAAUGUCAGUUCUCAAUAUUCACCCAAAUAAAGUUACACUGACAA